AUGGAUUUUAAGUCGAAGCCAGAUGUUUCGGAUUCACAAUCCGAGACCAUGGAUCUUCUUUCGCGUGCAUGGUGCAAUUUCGCAGUUCAUGAAGCUUUCCAGACAGAAUUGCAGGAACGGUCCCUUGUUCUUCAUGAUAGUUCCAUCAAGUUAUUUGAUAAUGAACCUAAAUCGCCUUCCCUGUUUGGCUUGCAGAUGUUGGAUCCCGGUCUGAAAAUGGACAGUACAGAGAGUUCAGUACCUGCGUGGAAAUCCAAUGAUGUAAAGUCUUGGCUAUGGAUGCAACAAGCAAUGCACCCCGAAUUAAACUACAACAGCUGCUUUCGCAAGAAAUGGAUGUCUUGGAAGAUUAAUGUGCCAAUCAAGAAAUGGGUGAAGGAGAUUAAACAGAAGAGAAAAGAAUGUAAAAGAUUGCAACGCGCUGAAGUGCAUGCUGCAAUAUCUGUGGCAGGCGUGGCAGCAGCCUUGGCUGCAAUAGCCUCAGCAGCAGCCACCCAGUCAUCAGAAUCAGAUACCUCCAAGGAUGCAGCCAUGGCAUCGGCGGCGGCUCUGGUGGCAGCUCAAUGUGCAAGGACUGCAGAGGCAAUGGGAGCCAAGAAAGACCAACUCAAAACUGUUAUAGCCUCAGCCAUAAGUGGAACAACUGCUACUGACAUUCUUACCCUUACAGCUGCGGCUUCAACAUCCCUAAAAGGCGCUGCUACGCUAAAAGAAAGAAAUGUUUGCAAGAACAGACUGAAAGGGAGUGCACCAGUGCUGCCAAUUGAGGAAAAUGAUGAAUCUCACUUAGAGGACUUUCAGCAAUGUCUUUCAAUUCUUGCAAAGGGUGCCGACCUCAACAUUGAAACAUCCAACGGUAGAUGCAUGGUAAGGUCAGUAUCUAUUACCUUAGACAAGGAGGACAAGAUGGUUCUCAGAUUGAAGAAGCUUAACCUGAUGAAUACCUUUGCAAGCAAAAAAGAAAGCAUUGUACUAGAUCAACAUGCAGAGUUGUACAAAGAUUCAGAAGGGGAAGAAAGUGAAACAUGUUUUCUUAUUGUGUUAACUACUGAUCGGGGGAUAAUUAAGUUGGAUAUGAUGGAAGAUUAUCACCGUUACAGGUUGUGGGCAAUGACCAUUAACCAUAUGCUCGCACUCUCUACAUCACUUACAAGAUAUGAUGAUCUUGAAUUUCAGAAAAAGUGAAAUCUGUGUUUCUUUUUUUUGCUUCAUGUUGGCAGUAUCUAUUAUAAGUGUGUAAUAUUGAAGGUUUAUAGUGUUUGUUCAACAAUA
Molecule: messenger RNA, 1272 nt
Organism: Daucus carota subsp. sativus
Lineage: Eukaryota; Viridiplantae; Streptophyta; Magnoliopsida; Apiales; Apiaceae
Product: VAN3-binding protein
Exons: 8
Coding region: 1-1185 (394 amino acids)
Source: RefSeq, a predicted model, not a curated record